UGUUAAUAAAAUAGUACAUGCUUUUUUUUUGACCAAGUAUAAAAUAGUACAUGCUUGUUACUUACUAGUGCUGACUAUUAGACUGAGGCCCCGCUUGGCAUUCACGAAAGUUUAUACAUCUGUAUCCAUAUACACCUGUAUUUCACCGGGCACCAACAAAACCAGCGGAAAUUUUUUGCUCUCCAAAAUAUCGUUUGGAUACGCAUGGUAUCUGAAUACGAGAACACGUACUUGUGCAAUUCCAAACAACAGAGUACUACAGUCGUAUGUGCGCAUGGAUGACGCUCCUGCAGUCCUGCCGGAGCUAGACGGCGGCGUCCGCGAGACCAUACCUAUUUGAUGAAGGAUCUCCCCGACGGCGCAGCAACAAGAAGCAAAAAAGGGAUGAAGGGCGGGGUGAGAUGAGGGCAAGGUUUACCCUGCUUGCCGCCGGAGGAGAACAGGGGCUUGAGGGGAUUCGGUGGCGGCGCGGUCACUGGAUCGGAGCCGGCUCCGUCGUUGCCGAAGCAACGCCCGACGGAGAAGCGGAGGCGGAAUCUGCGUCGCCGCCUUGCGGAAGCCUCGUGUCCCCUCGCUGCUGACUCGCGCCGGUGGCGGAUUUCUAGGUCUCUCGCAGUCGCCCUCUCCAUUUCCUCUUUCUCAAGCUUCCGAAAAAAUUCCGGGCCUCCUCAGCUCCGUAUGGAUUUCCGUCGUUUUGGUCUGAAAUCGGGCGGAAAAAGAAACGAGAACGACGAACCAAUCGCGAUUCUCAGCAUCGGGGGUAUAUUUUUCGGGCCCUGACUAUAAUUACAUCAUUACAUGGCAACAUGCUGCAGCCAGCGGUUGACUAUACUGUUGUCCUCACUCUUAAGUAAGUACUUCCUUCGACCCACUGUAUAAGACUUGCUUUGUUUGUUACUUUAUCACUUUAUCCUAUGUACAACUUUUGUGAGUUAAUUUCAUCAAAACAAACUUGUGUGAGUUAAAUUGAUAUAAUUGCACUCAUAUUCAAAAGUAUUUGUUUAUACUUAUGGUUAGAUCACAUAAGUCACAUGUUUGGCCAGAGGAUUGGUCAAAACAAAUGAAACAAGUCCUGUACAAUUGGACGGAGAGAGUAUAUGCCUAUGUUCUACGCAUUCAAAGCUCAUAUCUUUUUUUUUAUGAUUUAACUCAUAGUAGUAAUACGUAACCAAAAGUUCAUAAUUUUUUUAUGCUAAAAAACCUCAUACCAUACAUUUUUUAUGCAAAGAUUUAAAAUACGUCUUACUUUUAAAUUUGACAUUUUGUGAGCGAGAACAAAAUCAGAAGACGCCGCAAAUAAUUCCAAUUAUCUAGUACCUCCUGCAUGCUAGGGGAGAUUUCAUCCGGGGUUGUUAGUUUGUUACGGCUCCCUUUUAUUGUGGAAACCGAUCACGAAAGUCGAUCUCCCUCGACCGCGUCCAACGGUCUAGGAAUGAAUCAAUGAACAUAUAAGCCAGUCUGCAGAUUGCAGCUUGUUCAGAUCAAAUCGCAGGCCUCGAUAGGACUAAAGAUGGUUGCGAUCUCCGAUCAAGGAGAAGAGCAGCCUGUUCUGCCCCGGAACGGCGGCCACACUGACACCACAAAACUGGACGUGUGCGUCACAUUGUUUGCCAGCAUGAUCUUGCUUGCGCUGGUGCUGGUCUUCUUCUUCGCCAUCAUCUUCAUCCUUCUUUCGCCCAUCCUCCAUGAUCCGGCGGCCUACUCCAUGGGGAUCGUCGCCGUCUCUGGCCUCGACCCAACGACGAACCGGUCGGCGUCGGCGCUGCUGGACCCGGAGUUCAACCUGACCGUGCGGGUCGCCUCCAGCAGCUUGAACGUCCCGUGGCCGUGGUUCGGGGACGACUGCUUGGAUCCCAGCACGUCCGUGGAGGUGUCCUACCUCCGCGUCCCGCUGGCCGGCGCGCGGGCGCCGCGUAACGUCUGCACGAGGGCGUGGCAUUCGCCCAAGGACCGGUCCUUCGUCGCUCGGGGCAGAGGAGUGGACGUGCCGGGGUUCCUGGUGGACAGCCUCGCGGAGGACAUGCGGCGCGGGGAAGCGGUGUUCGAGAUCACGCUCAUGACUCCCCACAGGCAGGGCUGGGUGGUGCUGACGUGCUGGGCCAAGGUCGGCGACGCCUCGUCGACGUUGGAGACUCCGUGCGCCAAGUCCUCCGUGAAUGCUGGCUUGCCCAUGGUGCAAUCCGCCGGGGACUCCGGCUGUGUUCCCCGGCCACAGGUUCACAAUAGGUGAUGAGCGAUGCUGUACGUACACCGUUAUGUGCGUCAACGCUGAACACACAACAAAUGCAUCUACUUCUGCGUUUCUUGACAUUAUAUAGUAGCUUAAUCGUUUCAGUUUCAUCAUUUGAAUGAAAUUUGAUGUAGACAAUCGAGUUUACAUCUUUCAUAGUUGUAGUAAUACAGAACAAGCUGUGGGUGGAAGAUGUUUUACCCGGCUGUUCAGUUAAGCUUUUCCUUAGUUUUCUCCUUCUCUGUAGAUUCAGUUAGCUGGACUACUCGGUUUAUUCUGUUGAGAUCCGAUAGCUGCGCCCUCUAGCGCA
This is a messenger RNA of Brachypodium distachyon (stiff brome), 2540 nucleotides long. RefSeq lists its product as uncharacterized. The coding region runs from base 1511 to 2230 and encodes 239 amino acids. The transcript has 2 exons. NCBI's taxonomy places the organism in Eukaryota, Viridiplantae, Streptophyta, Magnoliopsida, Poales, Poaceae. The record is from RefSeq and is a predicted model, not a curated record.